UGUAAAUGCUUGUGGAUUUUGGGUUUUAUGAAAAUAGUGUCAAAACUUGUGUAAUUAUUCUUCAGGCAUGGCUUCGAAGCUCGUUCUGAACCGACUGAGAUCUCUCUGUAGAGUCUCUCAACUCAGCGACGUUCGUUUUGAUAAACUAACAGACCGGAAUUCCAUCUUCUCCACGUUACAAAAUCAUGUAAAAUGGCGAUCUUAUUCGGAAGCUUCUCAGCCAACGCCGAUAAAUCAUCCUCCAUCCCUUAAUACUUCUAAUACAACUUCAAGUUCUCUCAAUGAAUUUGAACUUGCUAAAUUCUCCGCCAUUGCCGAAACCUGGUGGGAUGCAGAAGGACCCUUCAAGCCAUUACAUCUGAUGAACCCUACAAGACUUGCUUUUAUUAGGUCUACUCUUUGUCGGCAUUUCAGGAAAGAUCCAAAUUGCACUAGACCUUUUGAAGGACUGAAGUUUGUUGACGUUGGUUGUGGAGGCGGAAUUUUAUCUGAGCCUUUGGCUCGAAUGGGAGCUACUGUCACGGGAGUUGACGCUGUAGACAAAAAUAUUAAGAUUGCUCGCCUUCAUGCGGAUUUGGAUCCACAGACUUCUUCAAUUGAAUAUCAGUGCACAACAGCUGAAAGCCUGGUUGAAGAACAGAGACAAUUUGAUGCUGUGCUUGCGCUAGAGGUGAUUGAGCAUGUAGCUGAUCCUGCUGGAUUCUGCAAAUCGCUAUCCGCAUUGACCAUUCCUGGUGGUGCUACAGUGAUAUCAACAAUUAAUCGUUCAAUGAGAGCAUAUGCAACAGCAAUUGUUGUAGCAGAGUAUCUCCUACAUUGGCUUCCGAAAGGUACACAUCAAUGGUCAAGCUUUCUAACCCCAGAAGAACUAGUCCUCAUUCUUCGGCGUGCUUCUAUAACUGUGCAAGAGAUGGCUGGAUUUGUGUACAACCCUUUGACGGGUCGUUGGUCCUUGUCUGAUGACAUCAGUGUUAAUUUCAUCGCUUUUGGAACAAAACUAGUCAAUAAGGACAAAACUCUAGAUUAAGUUGCAAUAAAGAUAACAAUUUUAUUCUGCUGUUAUCUCUUAAACCAAUCUGUAAUUGUAUGUAAUUCUCUUUUUCAAUUUUGUUGGAGGGUGAAUGCAAUUUCCCA
Solanum dulcamara is the source of this 1134-nucleotide messenger RNA. RefSeq names its product ubiquinone biosynthesis O-methyltransferase, mitochondrial. Bases 68 to 1027 code for a protein of 319 amino acids. The record is from RefSeq and is a predicted model, not a curated record. Gene Ontology annotation, biological process: ubiquinone biosynthetic process. NCBI's taxonomy places the organism in Eukaryota, Viridiplantae, Streptophyta, Magnoliopsida, Solanales, Solanaceae. The transcript has 9 exons. Gene Ontology annotation, molecular function: 2-methoxy-6-polyprenyl-1,4-benzoquinol methyltransferase activity.